UCGUGCCUCCUCGCGUCUUGGACCUAUGCGGCUCCAGAGAUAGCAGAGGCGGACUGGCUGUGCCCGGUUCGUAGCCACACAUAGACGUCCGUUUUCUUUUAAUACAUUUCUUUUUUUUUUUUUUACAGCACAUUGAUCGGACGUUUCUUUCCCUACAUGCGCCUGCAACCGGAAUAAUAAAUAAUUGAGGAAUGUGGAGAAUACAGAAUGCCCAACAGCGCUGGAAAAAGAUUUAAACCCACCAAAUACAUCCCGGUGUCCACUGCUGCCACACUCCUGGUGGGAUCCACCACUUUAUUCUUCGUUUUCACGUGCCCCUGGUUGACGAAGGUCAUCUCUCCAGCUGUGCCUCUCUACAAUGGCCUUGUCUUCCUCUUCGUCUUGGCCAACUUCAGCAUGGCAACCUUCAUGGACCCGGGGAUUUACCCCAGAGCUGACGAGGAUGAGGACAAGGACGAUGAUUUCCGAGCACCGCUUUACAAAAACGUGGAGAUCAAAGGCAUCCAGGUCCGGAUGAAGUGGUGUGCCACCUGCCACUUCUACAGGCCGCCUCGCUGCUCCCACUGCAGUGUGUGUGACAACUGUGUGGAGGACUUCGACCAUCACUGUCCCUGGGUGAACAACUGCAUCGGACGGAGGAACUACCGUUACUUCUUCCUCUUCCUGCUGUCAUUAAGUGUUCAUAUGGUUGGAGUUUUCUCCUUUGGCCUGAUCUUUGUCCUCCAUCACAAAGAAAAACUGGGAGGACUGCACACCAUCGUCACCCUGGUGGUGAUGGGCAUAGCAGGGCUGUUCUUUAUUCCAGUUAUGGGCCUCACAGGAUUUCACAUGGUGCUUGUAGCUCGAGGGCGAACAACCAACGAGCAGGUGACGGGCAAGUUUCGAGGAGGAGUAAAUCCUUUCACCAAGGGUUGCUGUGGCAACGUGGAGUAUGUCUUAUGUAGUCCCCUGGCACCCAGAUACGUUCUGGACCCCCGGACAAAGCCCCACAUCAAAAUCCAGGCCCCCUUCAUCAGACCAGACCUGUCAGACAAGCAGAUCACCAUCAAAGUCAGCGACAACGGGAUCCACAGCACGAUCAUCAACUCCAAGUCCAAAGGCAGCAUUGAUGGUCUGGACAGCAAAGAGAGCCAGCCACCGCUGCCGCCCAAAGCUGAACGGUACAACCAGUUGAAGAGCCAGCUGACUUCCAGUGAAGAAAGUUCUCUUUCUGGAAAAACCCACUCGUCCACUCCAGCCAUGUACAAGUUCAUACCGUCCUUUGGCACCAUGCCUAAAGUCCACUACCAUACUGCAGGGGAUAAGAUUGUUAUGUCAGAUGACCGAAAGAACUCAGCCAUUUUGGAAGAAGGUGUGCGGGGUCAUGACUACCGAUCUGAGCCCAACCUGGACCUACCUGAGUAUGCCAACGCUCCGCUGCAUCGCACCUUCCAGUCCUCACCUCAUCAGCUGGACUCUGAUCCCGUCAACUCCCGCUCUCUCAGCCUGAAGCAAGGUCCCCGUCGUCCGGGGAAGGGUCAGCUUCAGGCGCUGCCUCCGCAGACAGUUGCGUCCACCCCAUACAAGGGGGUGUUUUCUCCAAACACACACUCCAACCGUAAUGGCAGUCUGUCUUAUGAUAGCCUGCUCAAUCCCUCCAUCUCUCCAGCCAGUGCCAAUGAGUGCAUAGCCCACCGUGGUGUGCCCUCAAUGGGAUUCCAUUCACCCUACCUGCCCACCAAAAUGUGCCACAUCCGGGAGACUGAAGUCCAUAGACAACAAAUUGCUCAAACCUACAGUCCAGUGAUGCCCCCCAGGGGGGUAGGCAGACAAUCUCCUCACUUCAGGGACAGAGAGCCAUCUCCAGUGCGCUACGAUAACCUUUCCCAGACCAUCAUGGCCUCGAUCCAGGAGCGAAAAGAGAUGGAGGAGCGGGAGAAGCGGCAAAUGCUGCAUGGGCGCUCCCAUACCCAUAUCUAUGCCCAGGACUCUGGCAUGUUUGAUGGGGGAUAUGGUCUACCCAAUAAUGCUUGCUUCUCAGAUGGGCCUCGUGGCCCUGGCUCGAGGGGCCCGACACCUCCUGCCUAUGGAGGCUCUAGGGACAACCUAAUAGGGGUUGGGCUGGUAAGUUAUGGCCAAAGAACCCCUGUGUUGCGCCAUGCUGGUUCCACUCUGGGUCGCGCCCCUCGGACUUCAUCCACGUCACUGCACACUGAUCAUAGCAGUACCAACAGUUCCCAGAGCAGGGCCCCAGGUCACGAGGGGCCUUAUCGCUCCCCAGCCCACCAGCCCCACUCCCCCGCUGUGGCCCGAUCCCCCUCCUACUCCCACCAGAAACUCUCCUACAUCAGUGCUCAUGAGAGGACAGACUCACCCCGGCUAGGGGGCCCAAGAGAGGCCAUGAAAGUUAAUGGGCAGAUGGACUGCCACCUGAACACCCAGGGUGUCCCCCUCAGCCCCGGUCGCCACAAUAACGUCAAAAAGGUGACGGGUGUAGGAGGCACCACGUAUGAAAUAUCCGUGUGAGCAAGGCCAACACCUCUGCCUCUAACCACACCACCCUGCUAUUUUUAAAUACUGGGCAAUGAGGGGUGUUAGUGUUUGUUGUUUUGAGUUUUCAGUAUGGUCAGAGAAUUCGACUGCUCCUGCCCGUGUGUGUCUGUCCAGCUGGUGUUAAUCGGUACUGUGGAAGUUGUCGAUCUGCGCCACAAACUGUGCUGUGUGUUGCUUGUCCUACAAGGCCGCCAGCCUUUGUCGCAAUGUCUUGAACAAACAUCGCUCCAGUAAAGACUGAGAAGUGAACAGAUCAACUGAAUACUGACACCCUCGUCUACAGGAAGUCCUCCCUGAUUUAAAAAGAAUUCAAGGUGCUCCACUUUAACUUGAACUGUUCGUGUCUUUGGUAUGUUUGAUGUACGGCUUUGAGAAUGCGUUGAAAGACUGGAAACCUCAGAAGUGAGAAAAGAAACUGAAAAGUGAGAAUUUAGUCAAGUCUGGUGGUUGCAUUCCAAAUUCAAUGAGAAAUACUAGCUUUUUAUCGAAGAGAGAAGCCAACUAUGUUUAAAUAUAUUUGUAGGAAUAUAUUUUUCUCAGGAAUUAAUGCAACCAGCGGAUAUGCUAGUUGACAUGAAUUCAUAUAUUUUGAAUGUGUCCUUUGUUGAUGUUCAGUGCAGAUUUUUUAGGGCUUGAAUAUACCCCACCCCCCCUCAGAGGGUGGCGUUGAACCAUGAGCCUUUGUUUUCAACCUGCAGUCCAAGAGACGGACCGAUAAGACUGGCAUUCUGAAGAGACCAGAAUACCUCAUCCUGGUAUUUCUCCAGACCGAAUCCACCUUCGCACAGCCCCCAAACCCCCCGUUUAAGGUUCAUGAAGGAAAAAAGGAACAUACUUUUUUUUUGCUUUAUCAAACAGAAAAGAAUGAGAACUCUAAUUUCUUAUGUAGUAAAAAGAAAAAGUAGUUAUAUUUUAUCCCCCAGCUUGAAAUGGAGUUAUAUUAAAGGGUUUUUGUAUUUUCAUUAACUACAAAGUUCCUCAGAAAAAAAAAAAUCUGCUCACACACAAAUAUAUCUAGCUCUAAUUUGAUGUGUAAAAUAUGUGUAUGAUAAACUGUAACGGAUAGUUUGUGUUGUGGAGAUUAACCACGUCAUCUACGUGGACGAAGUUGAGGAGUGUGGUUUAAAUUGAGUCUGCCUUGACAUCAGUGCCAAACAUGGCCACAAACACACCACCUCAGUCGCAGCAAGCAGGUGACAUCGGUGCAGAAAGAGGAAAAAUCUAUUUACUUUGCUGUCUGGUACAGCUCAGGUGUUGUUCACUUAGUGUUUGCUGUUUAGUGUCCAGAUGUACGCCCGUUUAACAGAAGAAAAGCAGACAAAGCAAAGCUACAUGUUACAUUUGUUUGCUUUAAGUCUGUAUUUGCAUUAAAAAAUAAGCCAUUGUUGCCUUUUGAGGAAAAGUUGUUUCCUACACAAGAGGUUGUGUCUGAGACACUGUUGUACACUUAAGGGACAAUGCAACGCUUAGUAUUUUAUUUUGAGCAGAAAGUGAAUCAGGGUGGGUAAAAAUAAAAAAUGGCUCGCGUUUGAAGUGACGUGAUGUUGCUAGGUAUAAAAUCACUUCAUGAAGGAUUUUUUUUCUUUUCUAAUUAAUUCAGUCCUCCAAAGGUCACAGCAGCUGUUGGUCCUGCUGUCGCCCAGGCUGGAGGUUACACGUUGCUCUAAUUUAGCUCGCCAUGGUCUCUCCUUAAGGUGUCACCCAGCUGCCUUAACACAUGUUGUGAGGCUGCAGUCAACUACCUGGAUGGGUAGGUGAUCGAGACGGAGCGGUUUCCCUCAAAGUUAUCCGACCACAAAUCAAAAUGCAAUCGAUGUCAUUCCUCAAGAUGACUGCCAUUAGUCUUGUUUUUAUUUUAGGAUGGACAUCACUGCAGGUCAGGGGCCAUUCCUGACGGGCAACGACUACCAGCCACAAGCUGACUUUGAUUUCUGAGACAAUUGUGUAUAAUACAGAAUAAACUGUAUGUGUUCCUAUUUUUGUGAAGAGGAAAAAAUUCCCAGUGACCCAAGCAAAGUAAAUAAACUUUCCAACUUUGA
This is a messenger RNA of Nothobranchius furzeri (turquoise killifish), 4571 nucleotides long. RefSeq names its product zinc finger DHHC-type palmitoyltransferase 8b (gene zdhhc8b). Gene Ontology annotation, molecular function: palmitoyltransferase activity. The record is from RefSeq and is a predicted model, not a curated record. Gene Ontology annotation, biological process: protein palmitoylation. NCBI's taxonomy places the organism in Eukaryota, Metazoa, Chordata, Actinopteri, Cyprinodontiformes, Nothobranchiidae.